Cucumis sativus (cucumber) is the source of this 1944-nucleotide messenger RNA. Its product is annotated as BTB/POZ domain-containing protein At1g63850-like. The record is from RefSeq and is marked provisional. The coding region runs from base 200 to 1642 and encodes 480 amino acids. Lineage: Eukaryota; Viridiplantae; Streptophyta; Magnoliopsida; Cucurbitales; Cucurbitaceae. The transcript has 2 exons.
UGAACACUGCAGAUAUAGUUUCCAUUUCUCUUUGAAUAAUUUUAUUCAUUUCAAGCUUUUCAAUGGGAGGUCCAAAUCUAGAACCAUCUCAAUUCUUCCUCUCAUAAUCCAUUCUCCAUCUUCUCUUUUCUUUCCAAUUGAUUUUGCAGCCUUGAUUCCUUUAGGAAAUUUGUAAAUCCCGCCGGCGAUUCGCUUGGACAUGACCGUCGGAACUUCAAAGAAGAGGCAGCGCGUUCAACACUCUGUCUCUUCCAGCCGCAACUCUUCCGUCGCCGCUGCCGCCGACUGCUUCCCCUUACCGGAUAACUCCUCAACCGAAGUCUCCAAGAAACCCCAUACUCUCCGCCGUUCUUCAUCUUUCUCCUCCAUCCCCGCCGGCGGCUCCUUCAACGACGCCUCCACUGCCGACGUUCUUCUCCGUUUGUAUUCGGAGGUUACUCCUUUUGAUUCAUCCGGUUCCGAUUCUCUGUCGUCUUCCGAUGUUCAGAUUUAUCUUCAUUCACAUGUUCUUCGCCGAUCGAAGUACUUCUCUGCUUUGUUAUCAGAUAGAUGGAAGCCUCGGAAAGAUGAUGAUUCUGGACCUUUGAGGUUGAGUUUCGGUGUUCCGGGGGCUCAGGGUUCCAUGGAUGGCCAUUUGGCUGUUCUUGAGCUUCUGUAUGCUGACGAUAUGUCGGACGCUAUCCAUAGCGCGAAGGCUGCGUUGGAUCUCCUCCCCGUUGCACUUAAAUUUCUUUUUGAGGAUUGUGUGAAGUCAUGUGUUCGAUUUCUCGAGGCUGUGCCGUGGACUGACGAGGAGGAGAAGAGAGUGAUGGAGUUGAUUCCAUUUCUGCAGGAGGAAGAAUCGAAGGAACUUCUUGCUAGGGUUUUGCCGGGUCAGAAUGAUUCUUGUGAGGAAAUGUUGCAGGGAUUGAUUUUGGCUGCUAUUCACAAUUAUCCCAAUAUGGCUUUCGUGAAGGCAUUUGUGGCGAAGCUUUUGAAGGAUUUCUCUUCAAAGGAGUCAGCUAAGAGAGUGCUGAAGAGGGCAUUUGAAACGAGCUUGAAGGUCGUGAAGGAGUCUUUGGAGGAAUAUUCAAGCCCAAAUUUUAGAGGAGAUCAUAACGAAACAGAAGCCAUUCAAAGACUCAAUUUACACACUGCAAUGACAAAUGCUAAGCAUCUGUCAUGGCUGGUUGAGAGGAUGAUUGAAUUAAGGGUGGCUGAUGUUGCUGUGGAUGAAUGGAGUGAACAGGCUUCUUUCACUGCAGAUUUACAGCGAGCAUUUCGAGACGAUGGGUGGAGGGGCAUUGUGCCAGGAUUUCCUUCAGUCCUUCUAAGAUGUACCUCCAAGCUUGCCAAUGCGGUUGCUGCUGGUAGCAUUUUGGCCAACAAACAGGUUAGAAAGAAGCUGGUAAAGCAUUGGCUUCCAGUUCUGCUUGUCAGCAAAGAUCAUUCACCCUUGCUUGCCAGCAACAAGGGCUUGUGUAUGGAACUGGAGGAAACAUUCCUGAGAAUCAUUUCCACACUCCCCUUGUCAGAUGCACAAGAGUUGUUGCAGCAGUGCCUUAGCUUCACCCGACAUGUUGAUGAUUGCCCACAUCUCUUCAAAGCCUUUAAUACCUGGUUCCGACGUGCAACUCAUCCUCCACAGACAGAGAAACUUUGAUGAAAGAGGAACUGUGAGUUGUGGUUUCCUAUCCCUUUCAGUAUUGUACAUAUAGGAAGUGGGAACUUAAAGUUUGUAUAUAGACCCAGAAAGAUAUCGUUUUGCUACAAGAAUUGGUCCAUGGGACCCCUUAGUGUACCAUUUCUUAUUAGCACCACUUUUUUUUUUUCUUUUUUUGGUUCUGGUUGUGCUGUAAUUAUCUAGUUCUUUUGGAAACUCAUCUAUAUUUCAUUUUCGCUUUCGUUUGAGCAUGUAAGUAUCGUAUUGGACAAUAACCUCAGAACAUAGUUUUUCUGGAGAGA